AUGCCGUUGGAUUGGUUAUUUGGGCGUCGGAUGUCGCCCGAUGAGAUGUUGAGAAAGAAUCAGCGUGCUCUAAAUAAAGCAAUGCGUGAUUUGGAUCGCGAAAAAAUGAGAAUGGAACAGCAAGAAAAGAAAAUCAUUGUGGACAUCAAGAAAAUGGCUAAAGAUGGACAGAUGGAAUCGGUGAAAAUCAUGGCAAGAGAUUUAGUAAGAACAAGACGUUACCAAAAGAAAUUCAUGGUGAUGAAGGCUAACAUACAAGCGGUAUCUUUAAAAAUACAAACACUUAAAUCACAAAACGCUAUGGGUCAAGCAAUGAAAGGCGUGACUAAAGCAAUGCAAAAUAUGAACAGGCAACUCAAUUUACCACAAAUUCAAAGGAUACUACAAGAGUUUGAAAAACAGUCUGAAGUAAUGGAUAUGAAGGAAGAAGUAAUGAAUGAUGCUAUGGAUGAUGCGAUGGAAGACGAAGGAGACGAAGAAGAAACAGAUCAAAUUGUAACACAAGUACUAGAUGAGUUAGGUCUUCAGCUUACAGAUCAAUUGUCUGGAUUGCCCUCAGCUUCUGGCUCAAUAAGUAUAGCGGCUACUGGAAAAGUACCAAUUGUGGCUCAAGAUGGCGGUGGUAGUGCUGGUGGUGGUGGUGGUGCUGCUGCUGCACAACCAAAUGAUGCUGAUGCAGACUUGCAAGCUAGAUUAGAUAAUUUAAGGCGCAAGUGA
Macrosiphum euphorbiae (potato aphid) is the source of this 717-nucleotide messenger RNA. Lineage: Eukaryota; Metazoa; Arthropoda; Insecta; Hemiptera; Aphididae. The record is from the annotation of a GenBank genome assembly.